This is a messenger RNA of Kogia breviceps (pygmy sperm whale), 2766 nucleotides long. RefSeq names its product cell division cycle 6 (gene CDC6). Gene Ontology annotation, cellular component: nucleus. Gene Ontology annotation, biological process: cell division; mitotic DNA replication checkpoint signaling; DNA replication initiation. NCBI's taxonomy places the organism in Eukaryota, Metazoa, Chordata, Mammalia, Artiodactyla, Physeteridae. Gene Ontology annotation, molecular function: ATP hydrolysis activity; DNA replication origin binding. The record is from RefSeq and is a predicted model, not a curated record.
AUGGUCCCUUCCAUUCUCCCUGAAACCUGCAUGACAGCUCCUAACGUGUUUCUCCAGUGCAACCAACCUCAAGACUCCAAGCGUCCACCCAGCUCACCUCCAUCUAUGCAUCUCGUCUCUGGACUUGGUGACCGGACUCUUUAUAUUGACAGUAGGGUCUCAAACCCUGCAUCCAUCCCUCCUCUUGCAAGCCCUGCUGGCCAGAUGAGGAAAAAGAUUCCAUGUCUCCUGCUUUCCUCUGGGGAAAGCUGUGUUGCCGUCAUGCCUCAAACCCGCUCCCAGUCACAGGCUACAAUCACUUUUCCAAAAAAGAAACAGCCUCGGACAUUGGACAAAGCUAAAAACUCCAGUGACGCCAGACUAGAACUGACAAAUGUCCAGGCCAUACCCCGUUAUCCUUGUGCAAAAAUUCUGCCUCUUAGCCCCAGAAAACGUCUGGGUGACGACAACCUGUGUAACACUCCCCGUUUACCUCCCUGUUCUCCACCAAAGCAAAGCAAGAAAGAAAAUGGUCCCCCUCGCUCACGUACAUCUAAGGGGCGCAGAUUGGUAUUUGACAAUCAGCUGACAACUGAGUCCCCUAGCAAAAGAGAACAAGCCAGAGUACACCAAAACAAAAUACGUUCCUCAGUUCCAAAAGGUCAAGACAUCACAACAAAUUCUGAGCAGAGAUGUCCACUGGAGAAAGAAUCUGCAUGUCUGAGACUUCUCAAGCAAGAAGGCACUUGCUACCAGCAAGCAAAGCAGGUCCUGACUACAGCUGUCCCAGAUCAGCUGCCUGCCAGGGAAAAGGAGAUGGAUGUCAUCAGGAAUUUCCUGAGGGAGCACAUCUGUGGGAAGAAAGCUGGAAGUCUUUAUCUUUCUGGUGCUCCUGGAACUGGAAAAACUGCCUGCUUAAGCCGAAUUCUGCAAGACCUCAAGAAGGAACUGAAAGGCUUUAAAACUAUCGUGCUGAAUUGCAUGUCCUUGAGGAGUGCCCAGGCUGUAUUCCCAGCCAUUGCUCAGGAGAUUUGUCAGGAAGAAGUAUCCAGGCCAGCUGGGAAGGACAUAAUGAGGAAACUGGAAAACCAUAUGACUGCGGAGAAGGGCCCCAUGAUUGUGUUGGUGUUGGACGAGAUGGAUCAGCUGGACAGUAGAGGGCAGGAUGUAUUGUACACACUGUUUGAAUGGCCAUGGCUAAGCAAUUCUCGGUUGGUGCUGAUUGGUAUCGCUAAUACCCUGGAUCUCACAGACAGAAUUCUGCCGAGGCUUCAAGCUAGAGAAAAAUGUAAGCCACGGCUGUUGAACUUCCCACCUUAUACCAAAAAUCAGAUAGCCACUAUCCUGCAGGAUCGACUUAAUCAGGCAUCUAAAGAUCAGGUCCUGGACAAUGCUGCCAUUCAGUUCUGUGCCCGCAAAGUCUCUGCCGUUUCGGGAGAUGUUCGCAAAGCGCUAGAUGUUUGCAGGAGAGCUAUUGAAAUUGUAGAGUCAGAUGUCAAAAGCCAGACUAUCCUCAAACCACUGUCUGAAUGUAAAUCACCCUCUGAGUCACUGGUUCCCAAGCGGGUUGGUGUUAUUCACAUAUCACAAGUCAUUUCAGAAGUUGAUGGAAACAGAAUGACUUUGAGCCAAGGAGGAGCACAAGAUUCCUUCCCUCUUCAGCAGAAGAUCUUGGUCUGCUCUUUGCUGCUCUUGACCAAGCAGUUGAAAAUCAAAGAGGUCACUCUGGGGAAGUUAUAUGAAGCCUAUAGUAACGUCUGUCGCAAACAGCAGGUGGCAGCUGUGGACCAGUCAGAGUGUUUGUCACUUUCAGGGCUCCUGGAGGCCAGAGGCAUUUUCGGAUUAAAGAAAAACAAGGAAAUGCGCUUGGCAAAGGUAUCUCUGAAGAUUGAAGAGAAGGAAAUAGAGCAUGCUCUGAAAGACAAAGCUUUAGUUGGAAAUAUCUUAGCUACUGGAUUGCCUUAAAUUAUUUUCUUUUAUACUAAUGCUCCGCCUAAAAGUAUCUGGCUGGCAUUUAGAGAGGGAUGGAAUCUUCAUUUUAUUACUUUAUACACUUAGGUCUGAAAGCAAACAUGACCUUUUUUACUUAAAACUGAUAAAAUUUAAGCUAUAAAUUUGUGAAUAUUAGCACAGAAUUAUAUGUCUUGGGGUCUUAUUAUGUUUAUGCAUUAAAAACUACCAAGUAGACCCUUUUUAAUUACAUUCACUGCCUCUACCUCUAGUGUGCCUCUAACCAGUAUGCAAGUAUACAGACUUAGGCUGUGGAAAGUUUAUAUAUUUAUCUGUUUCCUCCAAACAUUGGUGUAUUUUCAAGAAUUUUUGGACUGGAGGAAGACGAAUGAAAAAGGGGAUGAUCCAGGAAAAUAAGCAAGUCCACGUGGAGAUCUGGAGGAUACUUUGAUCAAAGAAUGUCUUUCUUUCUGGAGUAUACUGUGUUCAUGUUGCAGAUGCUUCCACAUUGUGACAUUUUAAAAAAUUCAUUGAGUGUCUUGGGCACUCCCAAGCUUGGUAAGGAGAAUGUGACUACAGGUUGUGAAUAUAUUUAUUUUCAAGUUGCAUUCUUUGUCUUCUUAAGCAAUCACAUUUCAGGAGAGCUCAGACUUUCAGAAGGCAAUGUGAAAAUUGUGAAAAUCCUCCCCAAACUGUCCCACUGUCCUAGCUGCCCUCAGAUGAAGCCACUUGUUUCAAGAUGCCUUCGUUUGUGGUUGGAUUUUCAAUGACAUCUCAUUUUCCCAGUCUUAGAUAAAUGUAUCCAUAUGGUUACUCAAGUCUCCCCUUUUUUCUGGG